CAUCCAAAGCAUACAAAGCGCCGCUCGUUGUCCACCUGCCCUGCUAUGUGUGAAUGGUCAUGAGGAGGGUUACCUAAUCCACCCUUCUCCUGUCGCUCUCCACGCGUCUGCAUUAUAUAUUCUAUGACCGCUCAACAAUCGCAAUCGCAAAUCCCCUCGAUGCGCUAGCUUCCCAGUCCUACAUGGUCCGCCAACCCUGAACACACCGCCCGUCUCAAAACAUCCCCGCAGCAGACGCACAACAGAAACGAAACUCCUUUUAACCCACAUUUUCCCUACACCUCGAGCAGACACCGUACCCCAAUGCCCUCUCGCUGCUAAAAUCACUUUCUGCUCACCCCGCCGCCCCAAUUGCUUCAAUGGCGGCUAAAGUAGCUCCUCCACGCUCUGCUGCGAACGGGUUCCCCCACUCCAACGACCUCAAUUGGGCUACCGAAACGCAGAAAAUACCCGCCCAGGAGCGCAAGGCAGCAUUUCCUGCGUUCAAUGGCUUUGUAGACGGGUCACAUUCCUGCCGAACGCUUGCAGUCCCCUCGAAAAAGAAAGUCAAGAAUGAAAGUUUGCUCGGAAUGCUCUGCACCCAAAUCUGCAAGCACCAGAUAGGCAUCUCGGUGAACCUCCUCCUCCUUAUCUUCUUGGCGCAUAUUUGCUUCCCGCGUGCUCGGCGACGGACCUCGAAAUUCUUCCACCUCUCCUACUACAACCCCAAGACUGGCCUAUACGGCUGCGGAAACGACGACGUUCCAUUAGUAUUGCUAUGGAUUGUCAUCUUCACGGGUCUUCGUGCGGUCAUCAUGGACUACGUCCUGGACCCCCUCGCGCGGUUAGGAGGAAUUAGAACCAGGAAAGAGCUAGUGAGGUUCAAAGAACAGGCGUGGCUGAUCGUAUACUGUUCGGUAUUCUGGUCUCUCGGCAUGUACAUUAUGUACCAUUCUGAGUUUUGGCUCAAUCUUAGCGGCAUGUGGCAUGGAUGGCCUUUCCGUGAGGUGAGCGGACUUCAUAAGUGGUAUUACCUCGUCCAAUUUGCGUUUUGGAUUCAGCAAAUCCUUGUUGUCAACAUUGAAGAGAAGCGCAAGGACUACGCGCAGAUGUUUACACACCACAUCUUUACUUGUGUGCUCCUUUUCGCCAGUUAUGGCUAUCUCCACAUGAGAGUUGGCACUGUUAUUUUGUGCAUCAUGGAUGUGAUUGAUAUCAUUCUUCCUACUGCAAAAAUUCUCAAAUAUAUGGGCUACACAACUGCCUGCGACAUUGCCUUCGGAGUCUUCAUGGCUGUCUGGGUUGUGACCCGUCAUAUCUUCUUCCCCUUUGUCUGUUGGUCUAUCUAUGCCCACACUCCGAGUGCCAUGGCCCCAGGCUGCUAUCUUCCCGAUGGCUCGGUGGUACUAGCAAGCUCAGCCGAGCAGUAUGACGCCCUUGGAGGCAAUAACAUCUUUAGUAAUAUCCUCCAAGCUUACCUCAACCGAGAAGGUCCAAUCUGUUGGAAUCCAACCAUCCGAUGGAGCUUCCUAUACCUUCUCCUUGCCCUCCAGGUAAUUCUGCUCUUUUGGUUCGCCAUGGUCAUCAAAGUAGCCUACAAGGUCAUAACUGGCCAAGGUGCGGAUGAUGACCGAUCCGACGAUGAGGAUGAGGACUUAGAUAUUGGCGUCGAAGACGAGCAUCGGCCGGACCUGAAGACAUCUCAUCCCCUCCAUACUGUCAAGUCUGCUCCGGAGUGGCUCCCAGUCGAACAAGAGGUUGGUGUCGAAUCUCUGACCUUUGUCCGCAAGGCCAGUCCUGGUGUUCGCUACAAGCGAAGCUCCGGCAGCAGAACCAGCGGCAUCAGCAUUCCGGGUCAUGGGGAUCGGAAGGAGUUACUUGGGCGCAUAGGGUGUGACAAACCGACUUAAUCUUCCCGUCCAGUUGCGGCUAGGGUUUGGUGGCGUUUGACUGCAGUGGCUGCAAAAUAUUGGCUGAGUUUGGGCGGACUGGUGGCAGUAUCGUCCAGUAAUGGGUUGAGGCUAUGGUCGAGUCUCGGUUGCUUCUUCUUACAUACCCCUAGAGGAUAGAAUUAUAACUCUA
Messenger RNA from Lindgomyces ingoldianus, 2061 nucleotides. Its product is annotated as longevity assurance proteins LAG1/LAC1. NCBI's taxonomy places the organism in Eukaryota, Fungi, Ascomycota, Dothideomycetes, Pleosporales, Lindgomycetaceae. The record is from RefSeq and is a predicted model, not a curated record. The transcript has 4 exons. Gene Ontology annotation, biological process: ceramide biosynthetic process. Gene Ontology annotation, molecular function: sphingosine N-acyltransferase activity. Gene Ontology annotation, cellular component: membrane. Bases 360 to 1889 code for a protein of 509 amino acids.